This is a messenger RNA of Physcomitrium patens, 4705 nucleotides long. Its product is annotated as phototropin-2. The record is from RefSeq and is a predicted model, not a curated record. Lineage: Eukaryota; Viridiplantae; Streptophyta; Bryopsida; Funariales; Funariaceae. Gene Ontology annotation, biological process: protein phosphorylation. Gene Ontology annotation, molecular function: protein kinase activity; ATP binding.
CGUGGGAUGGAGUUACGCUCAUCUGUCGACGCUUGCACGAGACAUUAUCUCUUUCCUCCAUAAACUCGCCUUUUCUACAUCUUCUGUAAGCUUUCUGGUGUGCGUGUUCGGAGGCGAGCUGGACAGGUUGCCACUUCUGUGCCAAGCGCCGCCCCUGUGUCCUGCGGACAAGUGUGAGCAGAUCGUUAUGUUUUUACCUUUUUUCUAGUAUCCGGCGUGCAAGUGUUGUUUUCGAGUGUAAAUAGAUCGUUCCACGAUAUUGCCACGUUUUCCCCCCCCCCAGACGUCUAGCUAGAAUCCUGGUGCGCGUUGGGAAGGUAGAGCACACAGUUAGAGGGUGAACUUUGCCCAAACGGCGUGGCUUGUUGAGUCGAGUACUUCGGUUUCGCACUCGCAAAUUCUAUCUGUGCGUGUGUAAGAAGCUUCAUCCCACGAAUUGUAACCAUCAGGAGCGUGAGAGUUCGUUGGGCGCCCGGGCUUCGCGUCGUCUUGUCGGGAAUCCAACUAGGAAAUGCGCACAGAACCGGGAGAAUUUUCGUCCAGGGCUCCCUGAUAGUAGGGUGUGUAAUGUGGGAUAGCUGGUUUAACAGUAAAGGACGAGGAAAGACAGCUUGACGAAAGGAGAAGUGGAGAUUGGUGCGCAGGAAUUAGUAUUGCAUCUAGGAAAACACAAUGGAGGAGCAGGAUCCCGCCUCUUCAAUCGACAGGAGUAAAGUAACUGCUGCUGCUUCGGGGGCUUCACGGGGGCGUAGUAAAUAUAUUGCCGCCCCACGUUCGGAACGAAAAUCUUUAGAGGUAUUUGGUGGCGCGCCCGCCAGCGCUCGGUACCUUCCAGGAGCAGGAAAUGCAUUUGGGGGCAACUCAGUAGCUGAAGAGGAAGAGGAAACUGCAGCUGUGCCAUCCCCACGCAUUGAUCCGCCAUGGGUGGUUCCCAAGAUUGGCCCCAAGCCUUCUCAAAACGUGCAGCCCGCUUCCACAUUGCCUAUGUCUUCGUCAGCUUCGAAGCCUGCGCCAUUGCCGCAAAUACCCCCCGCGGUGCCUCAGAGCUACAUGUCAGAGACAACCAAGGCAAAAGCUCCUCUUCCAUGGGAUAUCAACUUAGAGAUUCCGGAUUAUAAGCCUAAACCUGUGAUCGGUGCCGAGGAAACGAAAACAAAGCCAGUUAUUAGACAUCAUAGAAGCUCAUCGGACACCAUGACCAACACCUUACCCGAUCUGAAGGAAGAGAGAAAAUCCGCAAUUGAGAAGCUCAAGCAGCAGGCCGAAGUCGACGCUAAGAGAGAUAUUGCAAAGAAGGCGAAAGAUGAUGGCGCCAGGUCACCAGAUAGAAAGGAAAUGAGUGAUGACGUGAUGAAGGGUCGCGCAGCGGAGUGGGGCUUGGUGUUGAAAUCGGAUGCGGAAACAGGGAAGACGCAAGGAGUGACCAUUCGGAAAUCCGGUGAUCGUCGUUCAGGGGGGAGCGAAAGCGCGGGACGGGUGUCGAUGACGCUGCCUACAGUGACAGCAUCCAUCAGGACAUCAGAGGCAUCAGAUGCAGGGAGCGACGCGAGCCAUCCUUCCAACCUGCCGAAAGUCUCACGAGAAGUUAAGGAAGCGCUCUCCACAUUCCAGCAAACGUUCGUGGUGUCAGAUGCUACGCAACCAGACUUUCCUAUCCUGUAUGCAAGUGCGGGCUUCUUCAACAUGACGGGGUACACGCCUAAAGAGGUCAUCGGCCGGAAUUGCCGUUUCUUGCAAGGCGCUGGAACCGACAACGCAGACGUAGCGCGUAUCCGGGAGGCACUCAAGGAAGGCAAGAGUUUCUGCGGGCGAUUGCUCAACUAUAAGAAGGAUGGUUCCGCAUUUUGGAACCUGCUCACCAUAACGCCGAUCAAAGACGACGACGGCAAGGUUCUAAAAUUCAUCGGAAUGCAAGUUGAGGUAAGCAAGCACACGGAGGGCAAGAAGGAGAAGUCACUGCGUCCUAAUGGCCUGCCUGAAUCACUCAUCCGAUAUGACGCGAGAUUGCAAGAUAAGGCAACCGCGGCGGUUGGAGACUUAGUAGGAGCGUUUAAGAACCCGGUGGCGCCAUCCACACCUCCGGACACUCUAAACACUGGCCCGAAAUCACCGCCGUCGCUGCCGCCGGAUCUUCAAUUAGUCGACUCCGCAACCGAAUCUAAACUAGCAUCGAAAUCCUCUCUUCACGACUCCACCCGACGGAGAUCAACUGGCACAAACAUCAUGACGCGCAGCGAUUCCCGCUUGUCGAACCUACCUGAGAAUGGGCAACCCGCGUACCCUCGGCGGAAUCGACGAUCGUCUGGGUUCCUCUCCAUUUUCGGGUAUGCCCAAUUGGCACUAUGUAGAUCAUAUCGCAGGUUUAUAGUUGGCAGUGCUCAUGGUUUUCUCAUUCAAAAUGAGUCUUCAUGCAGGUUAGGAAAACCGGAGCCUAAGUCACCUGACCCUGAAAUGGAUCCCCAGCUGAGAAUGCUGGAGGAUGAGGAUCGGCCGGAGAGCUUUGAGGUGGACUUGGAGAGGAGCAAGGAAAUUCGACGCGGCAUCGACUUGGCUACCACCUUGGAACGUAUCGCGAAAAACUUUGUCAUCACCGACCCUCGUCUCCCAGACAAUCCGAUCAUUUUCGCAUCCGACGAGUUCCUGGAGUUGACAGAGUACACUCGGGAAGAAAUUCUCGGCAGAAAUUGCCGAUUUUUACAAGGUCCUGACACAGAUCUUGCUGUGGUGGAUCAAAUUCGCGAUGCCAUUGCUGCUCGUCGCGACAUUACAGUGCAGCUUCUCAAUUACACGAAGAGUGGGAAGCCGUUCUGGAAUUUGUUCCACUUGCAGGCUAUGCGAGAUCACGACGGAGAGUUGCAAUAUUUCAUAGGAGUCCAACUCGAUGGAAGCGAGUACCUUGAACCGGAAAGACGACGACUAUCUGAAAAAACUGAGAAAGAGGGCGCUAAAGUGGUGCAAGAGACGGCGAAUAACAUUGAUGAUGCCGUGAGGGAGCUUCCCGAUGCAAAUUUGAAACCGGAGGAUUUAUGGUCCAAGCAUUCACUGCCAGUGCACCCGAAACCGCACAAUAAAGUUUCGCGCGCAUGGGAUGCCAUCCACAAAAUGAAAAUCAACGGACAAGGUUUGGGAUUGAAGGAUUUUCGUCCAAUCAAGCCACUUGGAUCCGGUGACACGGGAAGCGUUCAUUUGGUGGAGCUUCGUGAAACGGGGCUAGUGUUCGCCAUGAAAGCCAUGGAUAAAAGUGUGAUGAUGCAGCGCAACAAGGUGCACAGAGCACGCGCGGAGCGGGAUAUUUUGGCUUUGAUGGAUCAUCCGUUCCUUCCCACACUGUACUCCACCUUCCAGACUCAAACGCACAUUUGCCUGGUCACUGAUUUCUGCCCGGGUGGUGAGCUGUUCCUGCUCCUCGAGCGGCAGCCUCGAAAAGUUUUCACUGAGGAUGUCGUUCGUUUCUUCGCAGCCGAAGUCGUCAUCGCUCUCGAAUAUCUACAUUGCCUUGGCGUCGUUUACCGCGAUCUGAAGCCGGAAAAUGUUUUGCUCCGGGCGGAUGGCCACAUACAACUGACUGACUUUGAUUUGUCUUUCUUAACCUCCGCAAAGCCUCGGCUCGUCGAACAAGAUUUGCCCCCAGGCCGCCGUAGAAAGCCCAAACGUCCCCCGUCUCCGAUCUUUGUUGCUGAGCCCGUUACGCCUUCAAACUCCUUCGUCGGUACUGAGGAGUAUAUUGCGCCCGAGAUUAUCACUGGACAAGGUCACAGCAGCGCCGUGGAUUGGUGGGCUCUUGGGAUUUUAAUCUACGAGAUGCUUUAUGGUCGAACGCCUUUCCGAGGGAAGAAUCGACAGAGAACUUUUACUAACGUUCUUCAAAGGGACAUUAUCUUUCCUGCAAGCAUUCCUGUGAGCAUAUCCGCACGGCAGUUGAUGCGGGACCUUUUGCAACGCAAUCCGCUUAAGCGGCUGGGCUCCCACCGCGGCGCCAGCGAUGUGAAGAACCAUCCUUUCUUUCGUGGCAUCAACUGGCCGCUCCUGCGGCACACUACACCACCUCCGCUGGAAACGCCAGCCCUGCUUAUUACACCAGAUGUGGAGCCGACCAAAGCUGAUGAAGACUUGGAAUGGGACGAGGAAGAAGCCGCUCCUAUUUCCACAUUUCAGGAAUUCUGAUGAAGUGCGAUGAAUCUUGGCUGUUGUAAACAAAGGUUGUCUUCAAUGAUUCACAGCGUGGGGCCUGUAUCCAAAAGAAAGUCGUGAUGCUCAGCUUUUCUGGCUCAACAGCUUUAUAUGGAGCGUAUUUUGAGAGACCCAUCUGGACACUUGUGAGCUUGAUUCAAUCAACCAGUACCCUCAUGAACGCUCCAAAACUCUUUACGUGGCUACUAUCAGCAACAAAAUCCGUGACAAAUUUGUGGAAUUGCUAAAAGUCAGUAAUUUCAGCAUUAGAGUAGAAAGAGCGAUUGUCCACUGCCCUGCCAGCUGCUGUGUAUUUUACUCUGUAGAGCGUGGAAGCUGAUUCUGCUUGAAUGAUUGUAAGCUGUCUUCAAUCCCAUUGUUAAUACAAUUGUCUCCAUUUUAAUGCAGCUGGCGUAGUAAAGUAUUUUAAUGCAGCUGGCGUAGUUGGAUACGGCUCUGUAAAAAACCUGAUGUGCACUGCCUUCUUUCAAAGUCUUAGCAGCAUGCUGAUCUAACUAUCAGCUUUCCUGUUUAA